Molecule: messenger RNA, 5074 nt
Organism: Varanus komodoensis (Komodo dragon)
Lineage: Eukaryota; Metazoa; Chordata; Lepidosauria; Squamata; Varanidae
Gene: FLT3
Product: fms related receptor tyrosine kinase 3
Exons: 24
Coding region: 96-3128 (1010 amino acids)
Biological process (GO): cell surface receptor protein tyrosine kinase signaling pathway; protein phosphorylation; multicellular organism development
Cellular component (GO): signaling receptor complex
Molecular function (GO): ATP binding; transmembrane receptor protein tyrosine kinase activity
Source: RefSeq, a predicted model, not a curated record
UGACGGAUCCCCCGAGAGAGCCACCUGCAGAUGUCGACCCUGAGCCCUGGAAACAGAAGGGUUCACUCAGCCCAGGAGGUCUUGCACAACCGACAAUGAUGAGCAUGCACCAGCAAAGUACCUCAGCUGGUAGAAGCAGGCUACAGCUGCUUGUUCUGAUUACUUCCAUGGCAUCCACUGCAGUGAUAAGCAGAAGAACUUCAGAGAUUACCUGCCUUUUAACCAAGCAAAAUGGUCUUAUUUCAAGUUCAUCAGGUCCUUCAUCUGUUCAUGAGAUUGAAAGCAAUGUUGAAGACCUCCAUUGUUCCCAGAAUUCUCAAAGCACCGAGAAUGUCUACACAACAGCCAAGGAUGUAGAAGUUGAUGUGCUUGAAAACGUCAACAUAAAAGCAAUAGUAAAUAUUUCAGAGCACAUCACCUGUCUUUGGAUUUUUAAAGAGACCCAGACUGAUUGUAAUUCCUCUCUGGAUAUGGAGAACAGGCAUGUCGUAUCUGUGGAGUUUCGUAAUAUCUGGGAGACACAGGCAGGAAAUCACACACUGUUCAUUAAAACUGAAACAAAGAACUACACAGUGAUAUUUACACUCUAUGUAAGGAGAAGCCCAAGAAAGCCAUAUUUCAGAAAAAAUGAACUUUCAAGAAAUGUAAGCUGUGUAUCAGAAGGACACCCUAAACCAACUCUUGAAUGGCUCUCUUGCAGUGACCCUGAUAAAAGCUGCACAAAAUCCAGAUCCCCCCAAAAUGAAGACAAGGAUGGAAUACAGAAGGUACAACUUGAACUAAGAAAAGAUAAACUGCUAUUUGAUCCACAUGUAUGGUGCUGUGCAACUAAUGACAUGGGCAAAGUAUGCACUGAACUCUACACAGUUGAUCUAGAUGCACUGGAAAACCCUGACCAGGAAUUCUUUCUUAAAGUUGGAGAUCCACUGUUCUUAAGAUGUAGAGCCAAUUACUCCACAUUCGCCUUUCGAACAAUGUGGUAUUUUGAAAACAAGGCAUUAGACAUGAACAUGAUGCUGGAAGGAAGACAAAAUGUGGGCCAUUGGAUUAAACUGAAGUAUGUGUUUGCUUCUUCGGUGGGACGCAGCAGUCAAGGGCGUUAUACCUGUUCAUCUGAGGAACUUGCUGCAAAUAAAACUGUUUAUGUUACAGUUUUAGAUAAAGGAUUUAUCAUUUUCACUGAUGCAAAGGAAGAUUUUGAAAUUGAUAUGAAUGAAGACACUUGCCUGGAAGUUGAACUGAAAGCCUACCCACCCGUUAGAUGUAUUUGGAUGUUUUCCCAAAUGUCAUUUCCAUGUAAGCAAAUUUACACCGGCAGAUACAGCAUCUCUUCAGAAUUCUGUGACCAUAAACACCAGCCAGGUGAAUACGUCUUCUAUGCAGAUAAUGGUGAUUCGUUUGUGAAGAAGACAUUAAAACUUUAUGUGAAAAGGAAACCUAAUGUAAUGAUCUUCUUGGGAUCAGGGCAAUUGUCUUGCAUCUCUGAAAGCAGUCCUGCUGCCUCAUCUUGGGUCUGGAAGAAGUGUUCCCAGAAGAAUACCAAUUGUACAGAAAUUAUGACUGAAAUUUCAAAUGACAUACGUGAAGGAAAUACUUUUGGUUCCUGGAUCACAAACAGCACUUUAAAUGCAAGGGAAGCACAAACUGGAUUUGUUUUUGAGUGCUGUGCAAAUAAUUCAGUUGACUUUUCUUGUGAAACUUCUCUUUUUGUGAGUCCCACAGGUGUAGAAGGUGUUGUAUUUCUUCUGUCAAAUAAUGUUACAUUAUAUGGAAUGUUUGGAUUCUGUUUCCCAAUCAUCAUUGUGUUGUGCUUAUUAAUGUAUCAAAAUCACAAAAAGCAGUCCAGAUACGAAAGCCAGCUGCAAAUGAUACAGAUGGUUGGCCCUUUGGAUAAUGAAUACAUCUAUGUCAAUUUCGAUGAGGUGGAGUAUGAUCCUAAGUGGGAGUUUCCCAGAGAAAAUCUGGAGUUUGGGCAAGUUCUUGGUUCUGGAGCCUUUGGGAAAGUGGUGAAUGCAAUUGCAUAUGGAAUAAAUGAAACAGGAGUGUCGGCCCAGGUUGCUGUCAAAAUGCUCAAAGAAAAGUAUAGCUCUUCAGAAAAAGAUGCUCUUAUGUCUGAACUCAAAAUGAUGACUCACAUUGGAAGUCAUGAAAAUAUUGUGAAUCUGCUAGGAGCUUGUACCAUUUCAGGACCCAUUUAUUUGAUUUUUGAAUACUGUUGCUAUGGAGACCUUUUGAACUACCUACGGAGCAAGAGAGACCGAUUUCACAAGACAUGGACUGAUGUCUUCCGACAGCACAACUUCAGUUUUUACCACAACUUCCCUGGGCCUGCUAACUCAAGAACUUCAAGCAUAUUAAAAAAUGGAUCAUAUUUACCAGGGAAUGAAGUGGGUGACUUUGAAAAUAUACAAGCAAAAGAAGACUCUGAUUUGGCCUCUAGACUAUUUGGAAUGGCUCUGCUUUCUGAGGAAGAAGAAAUGAAAUAUGAGGAGAGGAGAAUGGAUGAUGAAGAAGACCUCAAUGUGCUGACAUAUGAAGACCUUCUCUAUUUUUCCUAUCAAGUUGCCAAGGGGAUGGAGUUUCUGGAAUCAAAAUCAUGUGUCCACAGAGAUCUUGCUGCUAGGAAUAUACUAGUCACUCAUGGGAAAGUGGCAAAAAUCUGUGACUUUGGACUUGCCAGGGACAUAAUGAAUGACUCAAACUACGUUGUCAGAGGGAACGCUCGUUUACCUGUCAAAUGGAUGUCGCCUGAAAGCUUGUUUGAGGGGACCUACACAAUUAAGAGUGAUGUCUGGUCCUACGGAAUCUUGCUAUGGGAAAUAUUCUCUCUUGGUGUCAAUCCUUACCCUGGAGUGCAGGUUGAUGCAAAUUUCUACAAGCUUAUUCAAAGUGGAUUUAAAAUGGACCGUCCAUUUUAUGCUACAGAAGAAAUAUAUUUAGUCCUGUGUUCCUGCUGGGCUCUAGACUCCAGAAAAAGGCCAUCCUUCACGCAGCUGCUUUCCCUUCUGGCAUGCCAGCUGGUAAAAGCAGAAGGCAUGGUAUGCCAAACAGACAGGAGUGGUACUUCUGAAGACAUUUUCAGUUCCAGCUACAGUCCACAUGAGGAAAGGAAACCCGAACCAUUUUAGUUCACUCAUGGUUUCAACUUGGGAUGAAGCUACCACAGGAGAAAAAUAAAGCAGAUUUGUUACUCUCUAUUCAAUGAGGCACAUAAGCUGAAUGAAUCAAAAGAGGCAUUUUGCCUCCCCUAAAAGGGGCCAGAUUUGCUGCUACUACACUGAAUUUCUCAUGCUCAGUUCUAUCCAACUUUUGCUUUUGAAUCGAAACUUGCAGGAAGUCUCUCUCCCCUGUUUCAGUGGCAAGGUGCAAGAACACUUUCUCACCAGCAUCAGUGUAAGCAAGCGAUUCACUAGUGCGUCUGCUCUGCUGCUUUCACUCACUAGUAUUGGGACUUUCCCUUUCAAGACUGUGCAUGUAAAGUCAAACAGAACCACCCUUGCUUGUGUUUAAAGCAAAUGCAAAAGAAAGAUUUGUAAUGAAAAUAUAAAGGCGUGAAUGUAGAGUUAAGAGAAUGCUCUUAACACUUUGGGCUAGGAAUUUGGAAUUGCCUGGACCGAAUCAUCCAGACAGACCAGUUCUCCAGCAUCAUGUCCUAGCACAGACUCGUGCAAUAGCAUCACAUCCAGAUGGACCCUUGUCCUGGCAUCACAUCAUCAACAGUGCCUCUGUGUGCAGUAUUGUAGAGGGCAGGUGUAGUCGUGUUGAGGGGAAUGGAGGUGUUGGGGCAGGACCAGCCAUACUGUUGGUGAGACAGCUGCCUCAGGUGGCUUCUGGGGGAGGUAGACGUGCUGGCGGAGGACAGAGGCCUGUGGACCGUGUGGCUUGCCCUGCGCCCUCUAAGUGGUCCUGCAGUGCUCAGGAAGAUGCUGUGAGGAAGCAAGGUUCUGUACAUGAAAUUGUGGGGAUGGGCAUGCCUGGCCCUGAGGCAGCAACAUGUCUUGCUAACUUUGCUGGCUCAUCUUUGGACUCAGCUGUACGCCACAGUUUCACACUAUGACAGUGGCAAUGAUAAAGGGGUGGGGAUUAUUUUCAAGGAUGCAAAAUGGGUCUGCCUUAGGAAGCUGCAUCUUUGAUUUCCUGCCAGUGCAUCAGAUAACGUCCAGCAUGUAGGGAGCAGUGCAAGAAAGUGACAGGUUAGAUGGGGAACAUAGGAAGUUGGCUGAGAGCAGAUCAGGCUGUUUGAUCGAUCUCCGGUACUGCAGUGUCUGCUCUGCCUGGCUGCGGUCCACCAAGUGAUGGAGGGCAUCAGGGCAAAGCUGUGAUGCUGCUGCAUGAGGAACCGAGAAGCAGGCAAGGGAGACAGCAAAGCCCAGGACUCCGAACGGCAACGUGUCUACAGAAUUACUGCUCAGAUCAAGAACAGCAUUUGCAACUGUAAGGAAAUAGGCAUAGGGUGCUACCUUGCGAGGGACUGUCUGUCCAACUAGUCCUCUAUUGCCACUGCCGGUUUGUUUCAUGGUCCUAUUGAUUAUACUGUGCUUACCCUCCUGUUGCAUUUUAUAUUGCAUUUUUGUAUUACGUGAUAUGGAUUUAUUGUUGUUACCUAUUUUCAGCUGUAUCAUUGUAAUGAUCGUGAUGUGAACCAAACAGAGAGCCUUCUGGCUAUGGGGUGACAUACAAGUGCCAGCAAUAAACAGUGAGCUGGUUCUACAUUUACCCAUUCUUUAAGCAGAACCACUUGAAACCAAUGAGACUGAAGUUUGUCAUGCCUAACUUAAGUCUCAAUUCAGUCCAUCAUGACUAAUUUAAGUUGUGUUGGUUUCAGUGCCUGCAUCUAGUGCCAGCUCCUGAGGGCCCUUGGGAAGACACCCUAAAUGAGCCCCUUCCCUCAGUGACAUUUCUUUCUCCAUGCCAUUGUCAUCAACCACUAUGGCUCCUCGUUCUCUUUCUCAUCGUUGUUACCAAGUGCUUGCCCCCCACCCCGCCCACUGUGGCCUGGGCCCGAGAGCGACACAUGGAGCAAGCAGGUUGCAGCAGUGAGGUGGCGGAGCAAGUCCAGGAGGUUCUUCCAGAG